ACUAUUUUCAUGGGAGACCCUCCACGUUCACCGUCGACUGAUCCCUAUAGCAUCCUCACAAUCUCGAAAGAUUUAUGCAAAGCAUACAAAUCCCUUUUCAAUAAAUUUCAUUCUGAAAAAAGCCCCAUAAGCAAAACAGAAGUUGAAGCCAGAUCACCAGGCAUUAAGAAUGAAGCCUAUAAGGUUGUCAAUGGAAGAUAUGAUGAAGAAAGAAGAACAACAACUAGCGAUUCAACAACACUGGCGGAUUUUAUUCGUCAAGAUCAGGACGAUGAUGAAGAUGGCUUCUUCACACGCAGAGUUUCCCUCUUCUCAAGGAGUGCAAGUAGAAGAAGAAGCAAAACACCAACCCCACGUUCAGUCACAAACAUUAGUACUCCAAAUACAAGAAGGUACUCCACCCCACUACCAAGAAGUAUGAGUAGAAGGAGCACAUCAGAGACUGAUUUCCCUAUGGUAUCAAGAGAUAUGGGUAGAGGGAGCCCAUCAGAAACAGAAAGCAAUCUAUUAAGAAGUAAAAGCAGGAGGAGCAACUCGGAAACAGAAGCCUCUAUAUUAAGAAACAUGAGAUCACCAGAAACCGAGAAGCCAGUAAGCCCCGUGCCUUCUCUAUCAAGAAAUACGAGCAGCCGAAGGAGCAGCACCCCGAUCAUAUUCUCGCAAUCAACUGCACUUAAAAAACCUCCACCCAUCGAGAAGAAGCUCAAGUGCACUCUUGAGGAGUUGUUUGAAGGAUGCGUCAAGAAGAUCAAGAUCAAUAGAGAUGUCAUCACAAAUACCGGGAUGAUCGUCCAACAAGAGGAGGUACUGAAGAUACAAGUAAAACCUGGAUGGAAGAAAGGAACUAAGGUUACAUUUGAGGGAAAGGGUGAUGAGAAACCACGCUACUUACCAGCUGAUAUAAUCUUCUCAAUAGAUGAAAAAAGACACCCUUUGUUUACAAGGGAUGGUGACGAUUUGGAAAUUGGAGUUGAAGUCCCUCUACUCAGUGCUCUCACUGGCUGCUCAAUUUCGGUUCCUCUAUUUCGAGGUGAUAAGAUGACAUUGUCAUUUGAUGAUAUCAUAUAUCCUGGCUAUGAAAAGGUUAUCAAGGGCCAAGGCAUGCCAAAUCCUAAAGACCCAGGAAAGAGAGGUGAUCUUCGAAUCAAGUUUCUCGUUCAGUUUCCCACAGAAUUAAGUGAUGAAAAACGAGCACAAGCAUGUAAAAUACUACAAGAAUGUACUUGAUGAUCAUCAACUUAUUCUUUUUGUUUUUAUCCCUUCUUUAUGGCAUUGAGAUUUACUUAGAAUAACUUAUCAAAAAAAUGCGAGGGGAAAUUAAUACUCAAGUCCUAGUGGCUUGUAAUUAAUAAUGUAUAUAAUUUGAUGACUUUUAUGGGUACACACAUAAAAUUAUUGUAACUAGUGUGUAAGCUGUACUUAUGCACGAGAAUGAUGAAUUGUAGUAAUGCUAUUGAUGUUAGUUUGAGUUAUUAAACAUAAAAGAUAUAAU
Messenger RNA from Quercus robur (English oak), 1492 nucleotides. RefSeq lists its product as uncharacterized. The transcript is spliced from 3 exons. Gene Ontology annotation, molecular function: protein-folding chaperone binding. The record is from RefSeq and is a predicted model, not a curated record. Lineage: Eukaryota; Viridiplantae; Streptophyta; Magnoliopsida; Fagales; Fagaceae. Gene Ontology annotation, cellular component: cytosol. The coding region runs from base 10 to 1227 and encodes 405 amino acids.